AUGAAGCUCUUCGUUGUCCUCGGGCUACUCAGCAGCGCCUUUGCUGCCCCGGCUCCAUCGGGCAGCCAUGGAAAUCCAGCCUUUGACAUGCCUUUGACAUGGACACCGUUUGGCUUCACCACCGACAGCAUCACCGUCGGCACGCCUCCCCAGCGGGUGGACUCGUUUGUCGACUGGACCUGGAUUGGACAGUAUGUGUUCACGCCACGCUGUCACGGCAGUCUGUCCAAGACAUCCGACUGCCUGCAGCCAUCACAGACACUGUUCAACCAGACCCAAUCUCGCACCUAUGUCAAUCAAUCGCGCCUUUUCCGCGACCGAGUCUGGAAUCCAAACCAUUUCUUCUUCUAUGACGAUCUCUCUAUCGGUUUCGGCUCAGACAUCGAACGCGUUGGCAACCACAGCGCGCGCAUCACCCUACAGAUGGCGGACAUGCACUUCUCCCUCGACUUCGCGUAUCCAUUUGCCGGUGUCUACGGCCUAUCGCCUGUUUUCGCGGAUAAGGAUAACGCCUCAACGCAGUCACCUUUUUACCAGAUGUGGCAACGCGGCGCCUAUCGCUCGUCCAUCGUCUCCUUCCAGUUCUGCUAUAACAGCACCUUCGGCAACCCUACGCCCGAUCGCGCGCGCUGUCACGGGCACGACGCUCUGCAGACACUCGGUGGUCUGUCCCCCGCCCUGACGAAGCUGGGAACCAAGGAAGCGAGCAAGUCGAUCCUGUGGUACGAUAAUAUCGACUACCCUAUCGUCAACGACAUCGACUUCGAGUAUGAUCCUCCGAUAUACAACUACUGGGCUGCGCGACUCACCAAACACCUCAUCGGGGACGAGGAACAAGCUUUGAAUACUACUUACGGUGGCAACCCCGGUGCGAUCUUCGACCACGCCAGUUACGGCCACGGCGUGCCCAUGUCUGGGAACAGCUAUCGACGGCUAAUCCAGCUGACGGAUGGAAAGCCCCUCUCGCUGGACAAGGACGAUCGUCCAAACAACGGCAAUCAGUCCUUCGUGUCGGUCGACUGUGACCGGGUGUCCUCGUUCCCUGCGUUGAAGUAUCAGUUUGAGGGCCACGAUCGUCUGUGGGAGGUGAUUCCGCAGAAUUACGUCGAGAGGCUCUCCUUGGGUAAUGCCACGGAGACGUGUGUGCUGAAUGUGCGCACACUCGGGGAGGGAGACUUUGUCAUCGGGAACUUUGGGGAUACAUUCGCGAAGGAUAAGAUUGUCUUGUUUGAUUUUGAGAAAAUGAAGGUUGGGUUGGCAGAUAUGCCUUCGUGA
Aspergillus tanneri is the source of this 1275-nucleotide messenger RNA. RefSeq lists its product as uncharacterized. The transcript has a single exon. The record is from RefSeq and is a predicted model, not a curated record. Gene Ontology annotation, molecular function: aspartic-type endopeptidase activity. Gene Ontology annotation, biological process: proteolysis. Lineage: Eukaryota; Fungi; Ascomycota; Eurotiomycetes; Eurotiales; Aspergillaceae. Bases 1 to 1275 code for a protein of 424 amino acids.